UUCCUUCUGCGGCUGAAAUGAGAGGCGCGUCAGAAUGGUGGUGUGAGCGAACUGCCGGCAGUGGAUAAUAGAGUGUCCUCCUCCUUUUUCUUCCCAUCAUCUUCUACACAAAUGGCUACAAAUUUCUGCCCCCUCACGAGCUUCUUUCCCCAAUCAACGAGUCCCCAGCAAUGGCGAAGUCGCCGCCAUUUUUGCCCUUCUCCUCCUUCCAAAAGCAUCAGUCUCUUUCAUGCCCCGCCUCCUCCUCCUCCUCCUCCUUCUUCUUCUUCUUCUUCUUCUUGCCUGCGAGGCCUCUGCGGCGGCGUCUUUUGUCGCGCAGCCGCCGGGGCGGGGUCGAAGGCCGUCGCCAGCGACGCCGAGCUUGCAGCCGAUCCUGGACAAGAUCGCCUGUUGAAGGUUCCAAUAUCAAAUAUCAGAAAUUUCUGCAUUAUUGCGCACAUUGAUCAUGGGAAGUCAACUUUAGCAGACAAGUUGUUGCAAAUAACCGGCACGGUACAGAAAAGGGAGAUGAAAGAGCAGUUCCUAGAUAACAUGGACUUAGAAAGAGAGAGAGGAAUCACUAUUAAGUUGCAGGCAGCUCGGAUGCGUUAUAUUUUAAACAAUGAGCCAUACUGCCUCAAUUUAAUUGAUACACCCGGGCAUGUUGAUUUCUCAUAUGAGGUUUCUCGUUCUCUUGCUGCUUGUGAAGGUGCUCUUCUAGUCGUUGAUGCUUCUCAGGGUGUGGAAGCUCAAACACUGGCUAAUGUUUAUCUGGCCUUGGAGAACAAUCUUGAGAUUAUACCUGUUUUGAACAAAAUAGACCUGCCAGGUGCUGAACCUGAUCGGGCUGCCAAGGAGAUUGAAGAGAUUAUUGGACUAGAUUGCAGUGAUGCAAUUCACUGCUCAGCAAAGGAGGGUAUUGGUAUAACCGAAAUUCUAAAUGCCAUUGUUACACGAAUCCCUCCUCCAAAAGACACUGCUGGAGGUCCUCUUAGAGCUCUUAUAUUUGACAGCUACUAUGAUCCAUAUAGAGGAGUUAUAGUUUAUUUUCGUGUUGUUGACGGGACUGUAAAGAAAGGUGACAGGAUAUAUUUCAUGGCUAGUGGAAAGGAUUACAUUGCUGAUGAAAUUGGAGUACUAUCACCCUAUCAGCUACAAGUUAAUGAACUUUAUGCUGGUGAGGUGGGGUAUCUUUCAGCUUCCAUAAGAUCAGUUGCAGAUGCCAGGGUUGGUGACACGAUUACUCACUAUGGAAGAAAGGCAGAGAGCUCUUUACCAGGAUACGCCGAAGCAACUCCGAUGGUUUUUUGUGGUCUCUUUCCUGUGGAUGCUGACCAGUUUCCUGAGUUGCGGGAUGCACUAGAAAAACUACAGCUAAAUGAUGCUGCUUUAAAGUUCGAACCUGAAACUUCUAGUGCGAUGGGUUUUGGCUUUCGAUGUGGGUUCCUAGGUCUACUACAUAUGGAAAUUGUUCAGGAAAGGCUUGAGAGGGAGUACAACUUGAAUUUGAUAACUACUGCACCAAGUGUGGUUUACCGUGUCAAUUGUGUCGAUGAUGAGAUAGUUGAAUGCUCAAAUCCAUCUUUACUCCCGGAACCUGGAAAGCGUAGGUCAAUUGAAGAGCCAUAUGUUAAGAUAGAAAUUCUUACACCAAAAGAGUAUAUUGGCUCUCUUAUGGAACUUGGUCAAGAUAGAAGAGGUGUAUUCAAAGAGAUGAACUAUAUCACAGAGAAUAGAGCUUCAAUUAUUUACGAGUUACCACUAGCAGAGAUGGUUGGAGACUUCUUUGAUCAGCUGAAGUCUAGAAGCAAGGGAUAUGCCAGCAUGGAGUACUCACUUAUCGGGUACAGGGAAAGUGAUUUGGUAAAGCUAGACAUUCAGAUUAAUGGUGAGCUUGUGGAGCCGCUAUCAACAAUUGUUCACAAGGACAAGGCAUACUCUGUUGGGAGGGCUUUGACUCAAAAGCUAAAAGAACUUAUUCCCCGACAGAUGUUUAAAGUACCUAUCCAGGCAUGUAUCGGUUCCAAGGUGAUUGCUAGCGAAUCUUUGUCGGCCAUUAGGAAGGAUGUUCUUUCAAAAUGUUAUGGAGGAGACAUAACAAGGAAAAAGAAGCUACUAAAGAAACAGGCUGAAGGAAAGAAAAGAAUGAAAGCAAUUGGGAAGGUUGAUGUACCCCAAGAAGCAUUCAUGGCUGUGUUAAGGCUGGAGAAGGAGGUGAUAUGAUUUCGACGUCCCGAUCCUUUAUCAUUGUGAAGACCUAAUUGAAGCCUUUCUCUUUCGGUUCAAACAAAGUAAAAUUUCGACAAGGAACGACUUCAAUAUUCCGAAUGUAAUGCUAUCUGCAAGGAUACUGGGCAUGGAGCUAUUCGAGAAGUGGCAUCUUUUUGUCCAAGUAAAUAUCAGUUAAAACAAGGUAUGUCCCAGCAACAUUCAUUAAUUGCAUGAUAAGACAUGCUUGGGUGGAUGCAAAGUCUUGUAGAUUAUUUGUUUAAACAUGAGUACAUAGUUUUCCUUUUCCAAAUAAAUGUUCAAUUGCUUCUGCGGAUAUUGUUGCAAAUGGUCCAUUUUGUCAGUCUAAUUCUUACAAAGUCACUGCAUUAACAAGAUCAAAACCUUGGUCGGAGUUUGGGUUUCAUCACAAUUAGCCCCAUGUGAAUGUUCAGUGGCCACUAUCUUAUUGUAAAUGAAAUUGUUAGGUCGAUUGACCGAAAACUCGAACCACAACUCGCAGUCGAGUGCACCUAUUCCGGACAACCAUUAGGGCAAGGUGUAGGUCAUCCAGUUAUUGAUAGUAUUCACGGUGAUGUACUAUAUGUUAGCUUUUACUCUUCAAUAUCUGAUCAAUUCUAAACCUUGUAUUAUUGAGGGUAUGUUUGGGUGCCGGAACAACUUAUCUGAUGAUAUCUUUUUGCAAUAUUUGGACUCAAACCAAGGGUCUGUUUGGACGUCGCAAUAAGUUAUCUAAAGAUACUCUUUCGGCGUGACGAUUUCUAAUAUGAUUGUAUGAAAGAACUUUGAUUUUUUCUUUUUC
Molecule: messenger RNA, 3010 nt
Organism: Ananas comosus (pineapple)
Lineage: Eukaryota; Viridiplantae; Streptophyta; Magnoliopsida; Poales; Bromeliaceae
Product: translation factor GUF1 homolog, chloroplastic
Exons: 22
Coding region: 112-2202 (696 amino acids)
Biological process (GO): positive regulation of translation
Molecular function (GO): ribosome binding; GTPase activity; GTP binding
Source: RefSeq, a predicted model, not a curated record